Sinocyclocheilus grahami is the source of this 435-nucleotide messenger RNA. RefSeq names its product voltage-dependent L-type calcium channel subunit beta-3-like. The record is from RefSeq and is a predicted model, not a curated record. Gene Ontology annotation, molecular function: protein binding; voltage-gated calcium channel activity. The transcript has 8 exons. The annotation marks the transcript as partial. NCBI's taxonomy places the organism in Eukaryota, Metazoa, Chordata, Actinopteri, Cypriniformes, Cyprinidae. Gene Ontology annotation, cellular component: voltage-gated calcium channel complex. Gene Ontology annotation, biological process: calcium ion transmembrane transport.
AUGGCAAGAAUAAUUGUGAGAAAAAUUCGAAUUCAGAUGGUCAAAAUCUUGCUUCCAUUUGAAGCUCAAGAUUUUAUAAAUAAUGACUGGUGGAUCGGGAGGCUGGUGAAGGAGGGGGCAGAUAUUGCCUUCAUCCCCAGCCCUGUUAAACUGGAGGCCAUGCGGAUCAAGCAGGAACAGAAAGCAGCUCAGAGGAAAAUGGGAGGAAAUGCUUCAUCUGGUGGCUGGAGGUCUACUCCUCCUUCUGCAGCCAAACAGAAGCAGAAGCAGACAGAGCACGUUCCACCCUAUGAUGUAGUUCCAUCCAUGAGGCCUGUUGUUCUGGUUGGCCCCUCGCUGAAAGGCUAUGAGGUGACUGAUAUGAUGCAGAAAGCCUUGUUUGACUUCCUGAAACACAGGUUUGAUGGGAGGAUUUCUAUCACACGGGUGACUGCA